CUUUUAUUUCAUGCACUAGACAGCUCUAUUUCUUUUUGCUUGAAUCAUUGUUAAGUAGAAGUUUACCUGGAGUGUUGUUAUUUAUUUCCAAAGGUGCUCUAAUCUCACCGAAAGCGUCCAAAAUUCUAGUAGCCAUCCAACUCGGAAGUUGUAAAACAGUCGACAAAGGCACCAGCAACGGACCGGCAACAAGCGUGACUGGAUUUUGGCCUGCAUUAGGUUUUCGAGAUGGAAAUGAUACAAAGUAAACAAAUUGAUCUGACAUUGACCUUACGCCAAAGUUAGGAUUCCGACUUCUUGAGCUACAUAAUUUUUAUUAAAUUUUAUAUAUUUAGGUCCAACUGGCCGGUCCGGUUUCAAUUAUAAAGAGAAAAGUCAUGGGACCGUGGAUUGGCAUUGCCGUGUCCUACCUUUCUUUCUUGCAAUAUCGUUCGUAUUGUCAUGUGCCUCAUAAAAUUCUAAAUCUCCUCCUCGUGGUCGUAAUCGUCGGCUUCUUCUUCGUCGUCGUUUCAAAGCCAGCCAAAUUCUCAAACCAAUAUAAAUACCAAUAAAUUAGAAAUAAAAUAUUAUAAACUGAAUCAAGAGGACUGCCGGAGCUCGCAUCAGUGGACUUAUCAACAACAAUGGAAUUAGCUGCAUUAAACUUAGUUAAUGCCACUUUAAAUUGGAUCACUUUUGCUUUGGAUGCCCCUUCUGCACGAGCUGUGGUGUUUGGAGUUCACAUAGGCGGGCAUUUAUUUGUGGAAGUUCUUCUUUUGGUGGUCAUUCUCUUUCUGCUUUCCCAGAAAAGUUACAAGCCUCCUAAGCGGCCAUUGACAAAGAAGGAAAUAGAUGAGCUCUGUGAUGAAUGGGUCCCAGAAUCCCUUAUUCCUCCUAUCACGCAAGAGAUGCUGGGUGAACCCCCAGUGUUGGAAAGUGCUGCAGGGCCCCAUACUAUAAUCGAUGGGAAAGAAGUUGUGAACUUUGCUUCUGCUAAUUAUCUUGGAUUUGUAGGGCAUGAUAAAUUACUUGAAUCAUGUACUUCUGCAUUGGAGAAAUAUGGUGUUGGUUCUUGUGGUCCUCGUGGAUUCUAUGGCACCAUUGAUGUCCAUCUUGAUUGUGAGGCCAGAAUAGCAAAGUUUUUGGGAACACAUGAUUCUAUCCUCUAUUCUUAUGGGCUUUCCACCUUGUUCAGUGCAAUCCCAUGUUUUUGUAAAAAGGGUGACAUAAUUGUUGUGGAUGAGGGAGUCCAUUGGGGAAUACAAAAUGGCCUCUACCUUUCCAGAAGCACCAUUGUUUAUUUCAAGCACAAUGAUAUGGAAUCUCUAGAAAAAACUCUUGAGAAAAUUACAGCACAGAACAAGCGGGCUAAGAAAUUACGGCGCUACAUUGUGGUUGAAUCUGUGUAUCAGAAUUCAGGUCAAAUAGCUCCUUUGGACAAGAUCAUCAGGUUGAAAGAGAAGUAUCGCUUCCGUGUCUUAUUGGAUGAGACCAACUCAUUUGGUGUACUUGGCCGUACUGGAAGGGGUCUGACUGAAUACUGCGGGGUUCCGAUAGAGAAGAUAGACAUUGUCACUGCUGCCAUGGGACAUGCAUUGGCAACAGAAGGAGGAUUCUGCACUGGAAGUGCUCGAGUCAUUGAUCAUCAACGGUUGAGCAGUUCUGGCUACGUCUUCUCUGCAUCUUUACCCCCAUAUUUGGCUAGUGCUGCAAUUACUGCUAUUGACAUCCUAGAGCAAAAUCCUGAUCUGACAUCAAAGCUGAAGGAAAACAUUGCCAUUUUAUGGAAAGGACUCUCCGAUAUCCGGGGGCUUUCAAUAGCAAGCAAUCCAGAAUCACCGAUUGUUUUCCUUGUGCUUGAAAAAUCAACUGGUUCGGUGAAAAGUGACCUCCAGCUCCUUGAAGACAUUGCUGAUCGUGCCUUGAAACAAGAAUCCAUUUUUGUAGUGGUUUCAAAAAGAUCAACUCUCGCUCUCGAUAAAUGCCCCCUUCCUGUCGGGAUUAGACUGUUUGUUUCAGCCGCCCAUUCAGAGUCCGACCUGCUUAUGGCAUGUGAAUCACUCAAGCGAGUCGCAGCAGCGAUGCUUAGGUGAGUGAUACCCAUCAUAUAUAUAUUUGUGUAUGUAUGGAUUAGUAUCUACUGUCAGUAUAGUUUUUUUUUUUUUUAACUUUGUAAACGGAGUUUGAAAAUUCAACAUGUUCUUAUAUUAUAUUUGAAAAAAAAUUAACAAAAGAGAUACAUGACAGUUUUUUAAUUCCGUUUGUAAAGCGAGAAAAACUUUACUAGCAGUGGAUAUGAUAAAUUAUCCAUUCAAGAUUUUGUUUUAAACUGCAUUGGAAGAUUUUCCUCGUGGAAUUGUUCGCUUUUCUUAAAUUUUCUCUAGCAAGAAAACAAGAUGUAAUUACAAUUUAAACGUUUAACUUUAUUUUUUAUAAUUUAAAUUAAUGUUUGUCA
Molecule: messenger RNA, 2434 nt
Organism: Gossypium arboreum
Lineage: Eukaryota; Viridiplantae; Streptophyta; Magnoliopsida; Malvales; Malvaceae
Product: long chain base biosynthesis protein 1
Exons: 13
Coding region: 624-2072 (482 amino acids)
Biological process (GO): sphingosine biosynthetic process; ceramide biosynthetic process
Cellular component (GO): endoplasmic reticulum
Molecular function (GO): serine C-palmitoyltransferase activity; pyridoxal phosphate binding
Source: RefSeq, a predicted model, not a curated record